ACUAUAUGGGCUAUAUACGGGCUGUGGUGCAAUGCUGUGAUCAAAAUUUCCUCCAAUCUUCUCAUACAGUAGGCCAACUUCGUACUUGUGAGGUAGUGUGGUCUUUGUAUAAGACCAGAGGCAUGACACACUGCUUUGGAAGUAAAAUAACUUUCCUUAAUACCCAAAUGAGGACAUUUUCUACGACAACUUUAGGUGAGGAGAGCCCAGACACAUCACCAAAGGAGGAAGGGCCCGAAGAGAAAGCUUUCUGUACGUCUCCCUCCCUCUGAGGUAUCUUGAACUUGUCCAACCUGUUCCAAAUGCAUUCUGGUAAAGAAUCUCAACUCAAGGAAACGGUGGUGAUUUACUUUUCCCUUUUCACACAGAUUUGAUAUCGCACUCUGGAAGACCUCAAGAUCAGUGUUUUCUUCAAUUUUUGUCAUCUCUGCUUGGAUCUAGGACUUGGUGGUGGGACUGAUGUUCUCUAAUCCAUGACUGAGGACCUGGAGUUUGAUAGGGAAGCUGAUUCAGUGCAUGGGAAUCAGUCUACCUCAGUGGACAUCAGGGAAACCUUACCCACCGGUCAACUCUCAAGGAAAAGGAGCGGUCUAUUCGCCGGAUAGCAGUGUGCCAUAGCCAUGGUGCUGCUGUAUUUUCCUGGGCCACGGCUGGCCCAUUUCCUUGGCACAGCACUUCUCGUUUACCUGAACCUCAGCUGGAGUUUGCAAGAUUCCACUUACACGUAUAAACCUGAAAACAUCACUUCAGCCAGUGGUGACUCAGCAACCUUCAAGUGUGGCAUCUCCUCCUCCUCCUCCUCCUCCUCAUCAUCAUCAUUACUGGUCUUCUCAAUACAGGGCAAUAACAACAUCACAAUGAGCUGCCCAGGAAAUGUAUCUGAGUCCUGGACCAUUGAAGCUUUAAAGUGGUCAUGCUCUGUGACCGAUGGCAAGGUGCUGGCUGUUUGGACCGUCACCGGCACCUCGCUACCUGAUAAUGGCACUGUGUUCAGGUGUCAAGUGGAAGGACAGCCAGAUGCUGUGGGAUAUCUCUGGGUCUACGUAAGCAGCAGCUACUUUGGUGUUCUCAUCGGCUGUGUGAUUGGAGGGUUUUUUGGCAUCCUGAUCGUCUUUGGCCUAAUAUGGAUCUUCCUCCAGAAAUCAGAAUCAUUUCGGGAAUGCUUUGGGGGAAAGCAAGAGGAGGAUGAAUGUACAAUAGUGGAGGACUCAAAGGGACACUGAGCUGAUUCAUUCCGGCAAUAACAACUCGCCUAGCAGCCAUGGCAGACUGAGGUGGCUACUUUCAGGUCACAAGUGUGAUGGAGUAGGAAUUGAUGACAACAUUUGUGUUUGUUUUUUGGACUAAAUGUACAGUUGGCAUUAGCAUGUUUAAGCAUCAUUAGCUUACACAUGCCAUUUCCUCAAAUGUUUCUUGUAGUGAACAAACGUGCAAUUUCCCCAUAUGUCCAGCAGGUGGUAUCUUUUCCUCCAAAACAAUGAGCUAUAAUAUGGUGAGGGUUUCCAAACACCUGUUUAACUAUUUUCUGUGGAUUGGCAAAACGUUAUGACACAAACUAAGAUUUUGAUCAGUUUUGUUGAUUUUUAAAAAUAAAACUAAACUAAAAGCCAUUCUUUGGCACUCAAUGUUAACUAGCUGUUCUUGUCAGUACUGUGACUGAGUGUGCCUGUGCCUGUCUGAAUGAAAACAGCUGCAGGAUUGAGCUUGUAAAAGAGAAACAGCUCUGAAUGAGCAGUGGGGAAAGUAGAUCAAUAUUGACACAGAUGUCUGCCUUGGCCUUUGAAGGACAGUUACAGAAAAAAAAACAUGUCAUCCAAAGUACCGGGCAGGCCUACUCAGUCUCAAAACAUUAUAUGUAGAUUUAAGUGGAUUACAUGUGGAUGUAAAUUCAAUAUAUUUCUGAAAAAUGCCAACAUUUUUUUUAUUUACCAUUAUCAUAUUUUUGCACUUUUUGCACUCCAAAAAAAAUCAAGCACUUAUCCCCUUAAGACACUACCCCUGUUGUAAAUUAGCUGUUACCAGAAUGGCAAUGACCAAGUUGUAAUGUUUUACUAAAGGCCCUGUGCACUAUCAUAGUGGUGUAGUGCUAUGGUACAGUAGUUACAUUUUUUCAUUGACUAUUACAACAUCCCAGUGGCGGGACGGUACCCGAUAAGAGGUUACAGGAUUCUCUAAGUCUCUUGAUUGGUCACACAACAAAAACACAUGUUUAAUCAUUACAUUCCAGUUAUAGGUUAUGUACACAAUUACAGUUGUUCAGAGCCUGUAGGCUAAUCAUAAAGAUGUAUGUAUUACUUUGAAAUGGUUCAUGUAGGGAACCUGUUGUCUUAACAGUUGUUUGAAGCUCUGAGAAAAGUUAUUCUGUGGCAUCAGUCUGAAGAAACAGCACUUGUCCCUAUUUAAAGUGUGAGAGAUGCGAUUUUCAGAUGUACAUACUGUAAUGAACACUGAGUUUAAAAAAAACUUGUCUUUUUACAUUUAACAAUGGUUUUAGAUUAUCCAAAGAUUCCCUCUCUUAUAUUAUUUAAGAAUGUAUUCUCAUUAAUAGCGCAAGAUACACUAUAUUCGAAGAGCUCUUUUCCAAAAUGAGAUAUCCACCAUUUUUGACUUUUUGCAUUUGAAUAUUGGAAUUGACUGUUAGGAAGUCCAAUCAUCUAUGUUUGACUUCUUGCCAUUCAAAUGUUUUGAGAGCAGAUGUUUAAACCUCUACAAAAAUGCACUUUGCAGUGCAAUUCAAUGGAAUGCCCGAUACAAAAAAAAUCAAUUUCCCAACAUUCUACUAAAUGGAUAUGUCUCAUUUUGGAAAAGAGCUCUUUCUGUGUAUAAUUACACAGGAUUGCAUUGGGGUAUUUUGAAUGUAGAAACCAUCAGUCUGCAUAUAUGCUCUGAAACAUCCAGGCCUAACCUGUAUUAGCGUUUUUCAUGACUUUCCAGACUUUCAAGAUAUUUUUGUGGUGGCCCCUAGGUGACUGGUGUGUAAUCUGAGCUGGGGAGCCCUGACAAAGGAUCAAUAGGUGUCGUACCGGGGCAUUGUUUCUGCUAUCAGGUUUUGGACACUUCCCUACAAGACAAAUCACAGAAACUACGUAAUUAUUAACCACAUUCCCAAGUCAUGUUUCGCCAUCAUUGACUGCUUUCCCAAUGUAGACAUAGCAAGUAAAUACUUUAAGCAAGGUGCUGUGUAUUAUUUUAGUUUUUUUAGUUGCUUUCAGUUGCUUUAUUUUUAUUAUUUAGUCGCGUUUUGUCUCAAUUAAGUUUGUAACAGCUGUUAAUAAAUAUUUUAAAUAAUAUAAACACUGUGGACAAUCUGUUUUUGUAUCAGAAUCGCGAGAUGUGGUUUUGGUUAUAUUACACUUAGGCCUACACAUUACAUUUAACUCACUAGUGUAAUGUUUGAGGACACAAGCUGUGUGUGUGUGCACAAGAGCCAUUUUCUUUUCGUGCCGUGCCGUGCUGUCCACACAUUUCCCAGCGUUAUCGCCCCUUCAGCCACCACACUGUACGAGCUAAGGCAUGCAGGGCUAGCUUUGUAUAAAUAGCGCAACACAUUCAGGUCUUACCCCCACCAAACUGCAUUCAGGUAGUGUUUAUUUUAGAGUGUCUUUUAUGUCAUCACUAAAGACAAAAUUCCAUU
This is a messenger RNA of Engraulis encrasicolus (European anchovy), 3634 nucleotides long. RefSeq lists its product as uncharacterized. The coding region runs from base 621 to 1223 and encodes 200 amino acids. The record is from RefSeq and is a predicted model, not a curated record. Lineage: Eukaryota; Metazoa; Chordata; Actinopteri; Clupeiformes; Engraulidae. The transcript is spliced from 5 exons.